UACCAAGUUCAUCAUAUUUUGUAUUCCCGCCAUUUUUCAUAUGCUUAAGCACAAUUAGAUCACUCCUUUCGACCAUCAAAUACUACAAACAUGUCUAUCUCUAUAUCCUCAAACAUUAAAAUCACUCUUUUCUUCAUCGUUUCGAUAUUCCUAAUUCGUAUCAACUCGCAACCUACUCAUGAUAUUUUCGGAUCAUGUCAAGGUGGUGGUAAGGAUGAUGAAUACAAAUCUCAAACCGACAUCGACAAAGCCAUAACUCAACUCAUAUCCAAUGCAUCAAACACAUACUUCAGCAAUAUAUCAACCGGCUCCGGCUCAGACCAGUUCGACGCCUUAUACUAUUGUCGAUACGAUUUCUCACUUCAAACUUGUAAAAGUUGUGUAGAAAGUGCCUUUGAAAUAGCUCAUUCAUGCCUUCCAAAUAAAGAAAGCGACAGAUAUUUUGAAGAGUGUAUGGUAUAUUACUCUAACAAUUCAAUCUCUACUGAAAGGGAAGGUAUGUCAAGGAUGGCCACAAAUGGUGGUCGAAAUUUAACUGUGGAAGAGCAAUCCAAUUUUAGGCAGAUUUUGGACAAAACCAUAAGCAAUCUCAUCAAUAACGUGAGUUCGGAGUUUAAUACUUCCUCCCGUAACUUUGCUACCACAUCAGAGAAAUACUCGUCGACUGAGACCUUGUACGCAGUCGGGCAAUGUAAUCCGUAUAUUGCCUCCACAAAUUGCAGUACAUGCUUGCAAGGAAUUUUCGAAUGGUUCAUGACCCCUAAUAGUAUUAAGGACGUAACAUAUGCACAAAUACUUUCGCCCAUCUGUCGAUUAAGUUACUUAUUAUCGAACGAGGAGCUAAGUCGUCCAUGGAAUUUUGAGGGAUAUAUAGCACGGCAUUUAAAUGUAUCGCCAUCUUCAUUUUCAGGAACACGAGGAAGUUCAAUACUUGGUGCAAUAAUAGCUAAUGUGGCAUUGUGUUUGAAGCUUCUCCUCUAAUAAUUAUAUACAUGUGUGUAUCUAUGUGUAUUUAUACCUAUACAUAUGACGAUUUAAAUUAUUUAGUAGGCAUGUAAUGACUAUAAUAUUGGUGAAAAUGUUUGAUUUAAAAAAUUAUAUAAAAAAAUAGCAAAGUAAGCUCGAAAUAUUAGAAAUUUUUAAAAAUUAGCCAAAAAUAAAGUAAAAAAAAAAAAAAUUGUUCUAAGCCCGUUAGGUUGACCCAUACCCGAAACUUUGGGCUAGUGUGAACAUUUCUUGACCCAUGACCUGAAGUGACUCAACUCGAAAUGACCCGUGAUCCAAUCCGAUUGAGAGUUCUACAUAAAGUAAUAAAAUCAUAUUAGAUUGUGAAGUAUUUUAUUUUAAUCGGUUAGGAUAUACUUCGUAUUAUAAAUGAAUGUUGUACGUUUUGAAUUACUUCCU
Chenopodium quinoa (quinoa) is the source of this 1404-nucleotide messenger RNA. Its product is annotated as cysteine-rich repeat secretory protein 9-like. Lineage: Eukaryota; Viridiplantae; Streptophyta; Magnoliopsida; Caryophyllales; Amaranthaceae. The transcript has 2 exons. The record is from RefSeq and is a predicted model, not a curated record. Bases 91 to 981 code for a protein of 296 amino acids.